UCUCUCUGCUCGCUGCCGUGUAAAAGUCAGCUUCUUCCUCUUAUAAUAUAUAUUGCUUUCCCUCUCUUUCUCCUGCAGGCUCCUUAAGAAACUACUACUACUACUACUCUUCUUAGGUUUGAAGAAGGGCCCCCAGUUCUCUCACCCUGUUCUUGUUGAAGGCUUGCGCUCCUUCCACCUGAUCUCUCUCUCUUGCUUCGAGAGCAAGAAGAAGAAGAGAGAGCUUACAGAUAGGAUCAUGGAGCUGGGCAUUGGGUGCAAUACUAUCAGGAAGUGGUUUCCUCUAUCCUAAUCGAACUCUUUGGCGUCGCUACCUGGCUGGCUAGAGACAUGUGUGACUACUUCUGGCACAGGAUGGAGAACGACUCCGGUGAGCUCGCCGACAUAGUGCGAGCUGGAGGCCGAAGCGGCCCAUCGAACACCGAAUUCGAGCCGGUCGCUGCCGAGUGGCGGCUUCCUUCCCACCCGCCGGUGUUCUUUCCUACGAGGGCUGAGAUCCCUACCAACACCUUCGGGGAUCCGUUCGUCAACCUGCGCGACCCUCUGCUGGAUCAAUUCACGGGCGUGGAGUUCUUCGAUGGCGCAGAAGCGAUGGUGGCGCCGGCCAGUACGGCCGCCCCAGCGGGCUGCUGCAGCGGUCAUGUAGCUCCGAAGCUGCUACUAACGGGCGAGCAGGAGAUGAAGGGGCCUUGUAAUGUCUUCUCGAGGGCUCUUCAUCGGAUCUCGCCUGGUGGCAGCAGCAUGAGCAGCAAGCCUUCCCUGCUUCCAUCGAGGCUGGUCAGGCCAUCUCCCGCGAGCAGCGGCUCCAUAGCCGGCCCAGCGGAUCAUGGUGGUGGAGUGCAGCAGAUCUCCUCCCCUCGGCCUCCAGUGAUCAAACGAAGAAAAAACCAGGCGAAGAAAGUGGUGUGCAUUCCUGCACCGCCGGCGGCAGCGGCGGGGGCUGCGGCUGGCAACAGGCUGAGCGGUGAGGUGGUUCCAUCUGAUCUCUGGGCUUGGAGGAAGUAUGGCCAGAAACCGAUCAAGGGUUCUCCUUAUCCAAGGGGGUAUUACAGGUGUAGCAGCUCCAAGGGAUGCUCGGCGAGGAAGCAAGUAGAGCGCAGCCGAACGGAUCCCAAUAUGUUGGUCAUCACCUACACGUCCGACCACAACCACCCAUGGCCGACGCAGCGUAAUGCGCUUGCAGGAUCCACGAGAUCCCAACCGUCCAAGAACGGCCCCAGGAACAAUCUCAAGGAGGAGCCUAAUAAGGAGACCACCAGCUCGAGUGGUCAUCUGGUAAAAGAGGAGGAGAUUGGUGAGAUGGAGAAGACGAUCGAACAAGCUGGAGACACCCUCGGAUUCGACCCAAUGAUCCACCCGAGUUACAAGUUGGACCAGCCCGAUGACCUGUUCGCGGAUUUGGCGGAGUUGGAAGGCGACCCGAUGAGCCUCAUCUUCUCCAGAGGAUUCAUGGAAUCAAAGCCGGAUGAGGAGAAGGGAGUCGGUGCCUCGGAUGCGUUCGACAUGUUUGACUGGGCAGGAGGGAGCUCAUGAAGCCAAGAAGAAGAGGUUUAUUACAAGACCUUGGAGAAGUAGUCCUUUCUGUACAAGGUCUAGCUAUAAACCUUUUUUGAAUUCAUAAAGUAGGGCACUGGGGAGGGAGGGAGGGAGGGAGGGAGCGGAGGAUGACUUCUGUUGUGUGUUUCCUACUAUUUAUUAUUGUCGUUCAACAGGACAGAACAGUCUAUAGAUCAGGAUUUGGUGAAGAGAAGAAGGGAUUGGGUGUUUGAAGACCCACACGCUCGGAGUAUUGGAGGAUGGGACAGAAAGCUAAGCAACAGAAACUUUGAACAGUGGCACAAGUGAAUGUCUGAGAUGCACUGAGAAACAGAUCAGGAUUUAGUGAAAAGAAGGGAUUGGGCGUUUGAAGACCCACAACAAGCUUGGAAUAUUGGGGGAUGGGACAGAAAGCUAAGUAACAGAAACUUUGAACUGUUCCACAAGUGAAUGUCUGAAAUGCACUGAGAAAAGCCUGCAUGAAGAAUAUGAUGAGCUCCUCUUCUCUCCCUCUCGUUAGAAGUGGGGAGAAUAGUUUGACGGGUUGAAGAAGAGAAGUCUGUUCAACAUAUGCAGUGAAGAUAGAUGAGUAGAAAGAGCUUCAACUUUCUUUUACUUUUGGAACAACUCAAGCAAAAGAACAUGAUUGACAUAUAUUUGAGCAUCAAAAGAUCUAGUAACCAGUGACAGAAAAGCUUGAACAGUUGCUCUUAGCCUUUAUGGAACCAUGACAACAGUUAUUAUGAUAUGUGUUUGAUAUGUUCAGAUAAGAACUUAUGUACAAAGAUUUAGAUUCCACCCAAUCCUUCUUAAGAUGUUUGCAAUAUGAAUGGUCGACUAGACUACACUUUAACAAAAUAUUGCAGUUGACUAUUAAUGAUUGCUAUUGUGAAAUGUGUGUAAACAUUCAAUGAAUGAACAAAAGGAAUGAUGGUAGAAAUCAAUCUAAAGUGAAUAGAGAGAGAUGGAGUUCAGCAUGAAUCAUGAAAGGAUAAAAAGUUAAUCUGACUCGUGAUUUCCUGCACUCUAUAAUUCCAGUCGGUUCCUUCUGAAGCCAGAAUCCAUGGCCUCGUUGACUGGUCGUCAUUGAUUGAUUGGAAAUAUGAGACAUCAUUCAACUUGCAAUGAUAUGUAUGGAGACAACUGUAGCCACUACGCAUCUGUUGGGACACUGGGUGUGGAGUUUGAAUCGCCACCGAGAAAAAAGGAAAAGGAGAUAGAUUUGAAUCAACAAAAAGGUGUUGAUGGGAGUCCACAAUGCAUACUCGGCACAAAAGAACAAGGUUUGCCAUUUGGUCUAUCGUAAGGUAUCAAUCCACACAAAAGGAAUAGGAUCACUACAAGACACUCAACCCACCUCAUCUCUAUUGGAUGGCAUGUCCUAAGUGCUAAGAACCUUUAGAAGAGUCCGUUAAACAGUAACACAGCUGUAAGCUAGAUGACAAACACUGUAUAAAGUAUUUGUAUGAUAUCCCAGUUUAAUCUCACUUGAGUUAGUUUGCUAGGACUGAGCUUAAGUAUUUUG
Musa acuminata AAA Group (dessert banana) is the source of this 3061-nucleotide messenger RNA. Its product is annotated as probable WRKY transcription factor 14. Gene Ontology annotation, biological process: regulation of DNA-templated transcription. The record is from RefSeq and is a predicted model, not a curated record. Gene Ontology annotation, cellular component: nucleus. Bases 331 to 1533 code for a protein of 400 amino acids. Gene Ontology annotation, molecular function: transcription cis-regulatory region binding; DNA-binding transcription factor activity. The transcript is spliced from 3 exons. NCBI's taxonomy places the organism in Eukaryota, Viridiplantae, Streptophyta, Magnoliopsida, Zingiberales, Musaceae.